GUGGCGGCAGCAUAUGGCUGUCGGUUUAUCAUCAAGGCGCCACUAGCUGCUUACGACGAGGAGCUUGAAGCAGACACUUUGGAACAGAGAGACAUCUGGAUUUGCAGUUUAAAUGCAGCGGCUCUACAACAGCGAUUGCUUGCAACCAGCAGUGCUCAGGUCAGUGCCGAGCGUUUUCUGCAAGCCAAAGGAGUGUGGCAGAUGCUGCAAGACUGUGUCAGUGCCUCGGUGCCCAGAGAUGAUGCCGAGGCCGUGUCCGUGGAAUCCAUGGCACUGAGAUACACACGCUUCGGUGGUGCCCUGCUUCACUUUGCUGGAGAAGCUCAGGAGCCACGACAGGGUCGCCUGGUUGUAGCUGGCCGACGAGUGCGAAACAGCUUCUUGGGGAGUCGUCACCCAGAAGCAAACCUGAUUUCCGACACCGUCAGCGGGGCCGGAACGGAGUCUUGGCUCGUUCUGUUGAGUUCCAGGGCGAUUUCGGAGACAGCUGGCGAGUCGCAGCAAGUCCUCGGGGCCGUGGUGCUGGAACCUCCGAGGGACACACCCUUGCAAUUUGAGGCUCUGUACGCCUUUCAUGAUCCGCUGGAUUCGUCGGAGCCUGUAGCCAGCCUCCCAUUGCUGUACUGCGAGGUAGGCGAUAUCGCGCAGUGCAAGCACGGAAGUGGUUGGUCUCUCUGCAUCUAUGAGGUAGACGAGGCAUGCAACCUGCCAAGUGGGGCUUCUUGGCUGAUCACGGUUGAGACUCGUGAGGAAUGUGAGCUCUGGUGUCAAGCUGUAAAAGCUGCUCGAUGGGCUGCUCGGGCACAAGCGAAGGGCAAGAAGCGUGCCGCCGAAGAGGCUCUUGACAGCUUUGACAGGAGCCCGGUUGAGUGGUGUCAGGCUGCCGCCCGGCGGUUAAAGCAGGUGUCGGGAUAUGCACCGCCCCCUCCAACGCUCUCGGCAGCAAGCAGGCUGCGGGCAUGGGCAUCUCCAAGGACGGCACGCUUGUCCUUGUCCUUGGGUGCACCAGGUGAAGGCUCCGCCGUGUCCCUGUCGUCGACCACGGUCGCCGGGUCGUGGCUGUCCGGUGCUCCCAGUGCCGGUGCUGGAGGGGUGGAUGCCGCAACGGAAGCCACCCGCCGGGUCCUGGCAGCCUGCGAGGACGUUUGCCUGGAAGCCGAAGGCUUACUGGAAGCUGCUUUGGCCAAGCGGCCUUUCCGCCAGGAUGCUGCAGGAGCCGCUCUCCGGUGUGCUUUAGUUCCGGCUGUGGCGACAGUUGGCCGUUGCUGGACGCGCUGGAACACUGACUUGCCUUUGUCGGACGCCAGGAACCUCCUCCGAUGGCUGGAGGCGCGACGGCAAGCCGCCUGCAGCCUGGGCCUGGUUUGCGGCCCGCUGCAGACGCCUUUGGCAGGCUUGUCUUCAGAAUUAAGCUUGCGGAUGGGAGCCCACGUUCGGCGUUUAGCCACACAGCUCCUCGUCUCCGAGCUGGGUGAGCGCCUACGGCACGGCCCCGGCAAUGCACAGCCUCCGAAGAUCUCACGCGCGCCCAGCUUGGACAAAAACUCGAUGUCACAGUGCAACGUGAAGGCGAUCACCAGUUGCCUGCCUGUGGAUUUUUUCACCUUUGUGAACUCCUGCUUGCUGGACAAAGAGCCAGGCCAUCCAGGAUGGCGCCUGUGUUCCCUUCGUGUGGCGAAGUUUGUCAUAAAGGAGGUCCAGGAAAGUCUGCGAGGUUGGCUGUGGGCCACACUGCCUGAGGUGAGGUCUCAGCAUCGAGAAACCCUCCUUCGCCGAUGGUUUUGGGGUGUAUCGUCGCUUGCAAAUGCAAUGCCGGUCUUCAAGCAGCACUGUGAGGACAUUGCUGCCCACUGUCGGAUGCAAACACGCUACGAUACCGAGGGGGAUCUCCAGGAGUCCCAGGAGGAGACCAGGUCGGAGUCGAGUCCGUCGAGUCCCGUUCCCCGCGAGUGGCGCUUGGACCGUGAGGAGCAGGACUUCGAAGGUAUCCUGGAGGCCCUCCUGUGGGCAGCUUGCGACGUCGCUUCGACUCGAUGGCGGCGGCAGGUCCUGAGCCCGAACACGGAGCCUCAAGGCUACUCACUGGUGCCCUCCCUGAACCAGUUGCUGAGCCCAAACCUUCAAGUUCUGCGAGAGUGGCUGGACACGAGCCUCUUCGAACUACUCCUCUCGAAGAUCUUCCUGGUGUGCAUGGGGACUUACGUGGUGAAGCUCUCCUGCGGAUCCUGGUUGCAGGCCAUUCGCACCCGAGAUGAGCAAAUCCACGCAUUGUCGGAGGAAGCAGUUGCGUUGUGCAGCUACUUCGCGGGCUUGUCGCACAAGCCUCGUGGUGCAACAGAAGAUGUCGGAUUAUGGGAGCCAGGGCGAGUUCUGAAUGUUCUACAUACAGUCCUACUGUCGCCGGCGGCCAAUGCCAGGUCGCGCAGCCCAGCCCAGCCUCGGCAAGCGGCGCAGCGGAGACCGCCACUUCCGGCAGACUGGAAGAGCCCAUUAGGUUUCGAGGACGGACUCAGCAAACUGGUGUCGGUGCUGUCAGACAGCCCGUUGCCUUUGGAGGACGUGCUAACCUGGUUUUCCGACAUCGGCCCGCCUGGGGCAAAACCUUUCGAGGAGCUCCCGCAGCCGGUUCCGGCAGGAGCGCUCUACCAAGCUGCUGAGGAAGUCAGGCUUCGGAGUCGCUCCUCUUCAAUGCUAAGCUAUAGCGGAUCUCGAGUUGGUGAUGCACGCCGGAUAUCUGUGGAAAGCAUUGACAUGUGUGAAACUCGGUCCACCGGUGGGCUCUCCCUCUUUGGGCAGGCCGGCAGACGGGAUUCAUCGAACUACACCUCGCCGGGAACGUCCUUGUUGAUGACCAGCUCGGAGGCAGCAGCUCAGGCUGUUGCACAGGCAUGUGCCAGCAACAGCCAGGCGAUUGGACUGGCAUCCGAAGGCGCCGUGUGCGACCUGCGGAUAGAGCAGGAUGGUGCCUAUGGCGCCUUCUGUGAAGUAUCUGUUAGCGUCGAGGGACCGUCAGAUGGCCAGUCGGAUACCAGGAGCCUCGAGCCGCGGGAAGAACCAGUACUGCGCUGGGUGCAGCUCAUGAAGGCGAGUCCGCAAGCGACUCCGCACUUCCAGCUGCUCGAGUGGCAGCCGCAAAGCAUUCAGGAAGCAGUCGCUGCCGCCACCCCCAGCGCGGCCUUGUCACUGGCAAGGCUUAAAGAGGUACAACUUCCAGCUGCGAAGAGCAUGAGCCUUCUCUUCUCGGAAGAAGGCCCCGCCGGUCCACGGCACCUGAGAUACUUUGUUGACUUCGACUGCCCUUCUCAUGCCUUUCGCUUUCGAUUGGUCUUGGAGAGCUGGUGGGCGACAGAACCCAUCCGAGAGCCAUAUCCCGUCGUGGCAUAUAUGGGAUGUGGAGCAGGACUUGGCCGGACUGACGAUGAUGAGGACGGCUGGAGAAAUCUCUCCCCGCCUCUGACACGGCAGGUCCUGGAGCUCCGUUUGGGUGGCCUCUGGGCCGAUGUCCGCAGACGCCUGGAAGCAUCCUGA
This is a messenger RNA of Symbiodinium sp. CCMP2456, 3528 nucleotides long. NCBI's taxonomy places the organism in Eukaryota, Dinophyceae, Suessiales, Symbiodiniaceae. The record is from the annotation of a GenBank genome assembly.